Seriola dumerili (greater amberjack) is the source of this 3381-nucleotide messenger RNA. RefSeq names its product phospholipase B1, membrane-associated-like. The transcript has 42 exons. Gene Ontology annotation, molecular function: phosphatidylcholine lysophospholipase A1 activity; retinyl-palmitate esterase activity; A2-type glycerophospholipase activity. The record is from RefSeq and is a predicted model, not a curated record. Gene Ontology annotation, biological process: phospholipid metabolic process. NCBI's taxonomy places the organism in Eukaryota, Metazoa, Chordata, Actinopteri, Carangiformes, Carangidae. Gene Ontology annotation, cellular component: brush border membrane.
AUGCUUCCACAGCUGGUUCUCGUCACACUGCUGGGGCUCACAUGGACAACAGUAACUGGACUGCCCUGCACUGAGAUGUUUCCUUCUCAGCCACCUCCUUCAACUGUUCACAGUGUGAGGCCCUCAGAUGUGGCUGUGCUAUCCUCUAUUGGACUUCACAUGCACAGCACUGAGCUGUCCAAAGUGGUAUCAAGACUCAGAGAGCUGAUGACCCUGUUCAACCCUGCACUCGUCAGUCCUCAGUCAGAUGAAUCAAACUUGUACGCCCCUCACUUUGUUCAACAAAGCACACUGGUGGAGCAGGCAAAGGAAGUCUCCCGCUAUCUUCAGAACAAUCAGGUCACUGAUGUGGAUAGAGACUGGAAGCUGGUGCUUCUCUUUGUUCAGGUGGAUCGGCUCUGUGGAUGCAAGGAGCAGCAGGUUCAUUCUGUUAUCCAGGCAGUGGUUGAAGAGGUGGAUGAUGCUCUGCAGUUGCUGCACUCUCAGCUAAAGCGGGCCAUUGUCAGUGUUGCAUUGUGGGACGGAGAGCACGAUGCUUUCCAGCACAAGACGUGCCCAUGCAUGGAAACAAACAGGGACGGAGAAGUCAGACUUUUGAGGGCCACGCUGACUCAGUCUCUGCAGGAGUCCUUGGAUGAGCUCAUGGUAAAGAAACACUGGUACGGUGACAGGGACGACUUCACUGUCACUCUGCAGGACGAACCUUUCAUCACAGACCUGUCAUCUGUCGCUAAUGGGAAGCCUCUCUCUGAGUCAGAAGCCACGCAGCAAACUGAUGAAAUAAUUGUGCAGAUGUGGAAAAACCUGCUACAGCCCACAGUUGGCCAAGAAAACACAGAGGACAAUGGAAAGAUCAUUGCAUUGCCGUGUCCAACAGAGGGCCGACCCUUCUUGAGGACAGAGGGAAACUCGCCAUCAUAUCACCACAGUGAUGUUUCUCCUCUCCUUCACCCAUUUACAGGAACAGAGAUGCCCUGUGAGGACUUCAGCCCCUCAGACUCCGUACCCACCUCAGUCCAUGAACUCAGACCUGCAGAUAUCAAAGUCGUGGCUGCUGUGGGAGACUCUCUAACAGCAGGGAACGGUAUUGCAUCCAGCCAAAACAACAUCCUGGACGUCCUGCGUCAGUACAGAGGUUUAUCCUGGAGGUGAGUUCAAUACAACACAACCAUCACAAAACAUUGCUGAAUACUGCUGAUAUUGAACCUCUUGCAAAAGUAAUUUAAACAUGUUAUUUUCCCCAGUAUUGGUGGAGAUGAAAACCUCACCACUGUCACCACUCUGCCCAACAUCUUGAAGCAUUUUAAUCACAACCUGACGGGCUACUCUGUUGGUACGGGCAAACAACACACUCCUGAGGCUUUCCUCAACCAGGCUGUAGCAGGAGCCAAAAGCAAGGACUUACCAUCACAGGUGCGAGCCCUGGUGGAAAGGAUGAAGAGCGACUCUAGAAUCAAUUUUGAAUCAGACUGGAAGGUGAUCACUCUUUUCAUUGGAGGGAAUGACAUCUGUGACCACUGCUACAACUCUCUCUUCUAUUCUGUAGAGAAUUAUAUUCGUAAUGUUCGUGAAAGCCUGGAUUAUCUACACAAAGAGGUGCCUCGAGCUCUGGUAAACUUAAUAGAGCCUCUCCAUAUUACUCCCCUGAGACAAAUGCACAUAGAUGCUUCAUUGAAAUGCCCAACCUGGCUGGUGAAUAUUCUGUGUCCUUGCGUUAUCUUGCCAAAGGCCAACUCUAAAGCUCUUCAAAUGGUGGAGGACAUCAACAGAGGUUAUCAGCGUUUACUGCAUGAGCUUGUGGAGUCAGGCCAGUAUGACAAACGCUCAGACUUCACCGUGGUCAUACAGCCUUUCUUCAGAGAAGUCGUUGUCCCCACACUGCCGGAUGGCCGCCCUGAUCGCUCCUUCUUCAGUGCUGACUGCUUCCAUCUCAGCCAGAAGGCCCAGACGCUGAUGGCUCGCUCCCUCUGGAACAACAUGCUGGAACCUCUGGGCAAGAAGACGUCACAACAGAAUUUUACUGCAGACAUUGACCUGAAAUGUCCUACCAAGACUUCGCCAUAUAUUCGCACCUAUAACAACAGCAACUACAUAUAUACUGAUCCCUCCCCAGCACCUGGACCUAUUACAAACUGGGGAAGUGACUUCUCCUGUGUGGACCUUGUUCCAUCUGACACUGUGCCAAUGUCAGUUCACAAGCUGAGACCAGCAGACAUCAUGGUUGUGGCAGCACUGGGAGACUCUUCAACGGCAGGAACUGGUGCCAAAGCAAAGAAUGUGUUUGACCUCAAUAAAGAAUAUAAAGGAGUGUCGUGGAGCAUCGGAGGGGAUAAGACUCUUGACACUGUCACAACACUACCAAACAUCUUGAAGAAGUUCAACCCCUCUCUAAAGGGCUUCUCUAAAGGUCAGGGGUCAAGAUAUAAGGGCUUCAACAUGGCUGCACCUGGAGCUAAGACCUCAGCGAUCCCAGGACAAGUGCAAGCUCUCAUCAAGGCCAUGAGAGAAAAUAAGGGGGUGAAUUUUGAAAAGGACUGGAAACUUGUGACAAUAUUUGUAGGGGGAAAUGAUCUUUGCCAUUAUUGCAUAGACCAAAAUAAUCUGUCACCCAAGAAUUACAGUCACAAUCUUAUGCUCAGCUUGGACAUGCUUUACAAAGAGGUACCGAGGCUGUUGGUCAAUGUUGUGGAGAUCAUGCAGAUCUACCCAUUGAAAACAGUUAAGAAGAACACACUGGGCUGUACUCUACUGCAGAGGACCAGCUGCCCCUGUGUGAUCAACCCAUCUGAAAACUCCCCAGAACUUGAAGAAAUAAAACGGGUCAAUCUCGAGUACCAGGCUGAGCUCCAGCAUCUUAUUUCUGGAGAUCGUUAUGACGGAAAAGGAGAUUUUGCUGUUGUCCUUCAACCAUUUCUACACAAUUCCUUUAUCCCUAAUAUUGGAAAGGGCGAGGCUGACACGAGUUUCUUCUCUCUCGACUGUCUCCACAUCAGUGAGCGAUCACACGCUGAGAUGGCCAUUGCCCUCUGGAAUAACAUGUUGGAGCCUGUAGGCAAGAAACAGGCCUACAACAACUUCACAUAUGAUCGCUCCAAGAUUCACUGUCCCUCUGAGGCCAGUCCCUUCAUCUUCACUAAGAUAAACAGCCUCCAAACUCCACCAGGAACCACCACCCCCACCACAAGCUCCAGUCCUACAACAACCAUCCCUGUGCCCAAGUGUCCCUCCUCCAUACCUAUAUGGGUGCCAGUGGUUGUGGGAAUUGUCAGUUUACUGGCUGGCAUUACUGUCGCCUGGCUACUUCUCUCCUGCAGUAAAUGUUGGAAAAAAAGUGGAGAAGAAACAGAUAGAGGAGAAAAUAUGAGGGGAACUAAUUUUUAA